GCAUGGAGAGCCCGGCUCUCACAGUGCAGCCUGGCUAAGUCCCACCGCCGUCUUCCCUCAUUCUUUUACAGCUGGUGCUUGCAACUCCCUGAUUAGCAUUAACCCUAAAAUCCAUUUGAUCUGGUUUUGUUGCAUCUUAAAUCUGUUUUUUUUUUAAAUGUGUCAUCUGGGCUUGUCUGAUUAACUCUCUCAAUGGAAAGGAGCUGUUUUGAGACCUCCGUUGUCGACUGCUUCUCAAGGCUAGAGUUCAUCUCCUAAUCGCCCCGCUCCAUCACCUUUGCACGGCUGACUUCGAAUCUAUCCCUUGGGUAGAGCAGGCGGUCUUUGCAACUGAAACCUACUCAGUAAUGAUUAAAAAAAAAUCAGGGUGUAGUCUUUUGCGUUGAAUUUUAUUGUUCCUACUAAACACAUUUGUCUUCCUUGCUCUCACACUUGAGUGAGCUUUAAGAUUUGGUGACCUCACUAGCCAUUCAUUCAAGACAUUAAAUUAACACUGUCACAAAUGUGCAAUUAUGAAGUGGUAGAUGUCAGGAAGGAAGAUUUAAAGUGACAAAUCUGGUUUAGGUUAAAACUUAGCUGGUUAAAGUGUAGUGACAAGCUAUUACUGAAGAGAAACAUGACUGGUUGUAUGUCUCGCCUACUAAGACCCUCACACCCCAAGAGAAAUUACUGAGUCCUCUGCAGUGGUGUAGACAUAUUCUGGAUCAUCCAACUCCAGAGAUAGAAGCUGCCAAACGUUCCCUAUGCUUUAGACUGGAACAAGGUUACAUUUCCAGAAGUUCUCCUCUCAGUCCCCAGUCAUCAAUAGACAGUGAACUGAGCACCUCUGAACUGGAAGAUGAUUCCAUCUCCAUGGGAUAUAAACUACAGGACCUCACUGAUGUUCAGAUCAUGGCUCGACUGCAGGAAGAGAGUCUCAGACAAGAUUAUGCUUCUACUUCAGCAUCUAUAUCAAGACACAGCUCAAGUGUAUCUCUGCAUUCAGGAAAGAAAGGGACGAGCAGUGAUCAGGAAUAUGAUCGCUAUAGUCUUGAGGAUGAAGAAGAGUUUGAUCACUUACCCCCUCCACAGCCCCGACUCACACGCUGCUCACCAUUUCAAAGAGGAAUUCCACACUCUCAAACUUUUUCCAGUAUUCGGGAGUGCAGAAGAAGCCCCACAUCACAGUAUUUCCCUUCAAGUAAUUAUCAGCAGCAGUAUUAUUCUCCUCAAGCCCAAACUCCGGAGCAGCAACCAAAUAGGAUUAAUGGAGAUAAACUCAGAAGAAGCAUGCCUAACUUAGCUCGGAUGCCAAGUACUCCCACCAUUAAUAACAAUGCUAGCUCUCCAGUCUCUGUGAGGAACAGUCAAAGUUUUGAUUCCAACUUACAUGGAGCCGGUAAUGGUAUUUCCAAAAUACAGUCCUGCAUUCCAUCUCCAGGACAACUUCAGCACAGAGUCCAUAGCGUGGGACAUUUUCCUGUGUCUGUCAGACAGCCUCUCAAAGCUACGGCUUAUGUAAGCCCGACUGUACAAGGCAGCAGUAGUAUUCCCUUAUCCAGUAACUUACAAUUAUAUUCUAAUACUGGAAUCCCAAUGCCAAACAAGACUGCGAAUCCUGGGACUGUAGGACGUAGUGCUCUUCCAAGACCCUCAUUAGCCCUAAGUGGGAGUAGCAUACCCAGAAGUAAAAUUGCACAGCCAGUUCGAAGCUUUCUUCAGCCUCCAAAGCCUCUUUCUUCUCUUAGUACUCUACGAGAUGGAAACUGGAGAGAUGGCUGCUAUUGAUGUCAGCUGCCCCUGAACAACGGAAAAGAAAUAAUGUGGUUUCUAUUACCCAGCGGGCUGGGUAGCUAUGUCACAGGAAGGGAGGGUCCCACAACACUGUUUUCCAUUGAAUUUUAAUAUGUAAGAAUAUCCAUAUACCCUGUCACUUUUUAAAAAUGAACAUUAAAAACUAAAUAUUGCACUUAGUCAUUUGCCUGGAAAACUGCAGUGUUAACAAACAGUUGCAGUAUUGUCAUUUAGAACUUAAGAAUUUUUUAUAAAUGUUCAAACUACCGGACUUACUUUCUUUGAGAGAACUAAAAAAUGCCACUAUUUCAAACAGCUUUGUCAUAUAAUAGGGUAAUUUAUUCAGUGUACUUUGUAAAGAUAUUAUGCAUUUUGUUGCAAAUUUGGGGGCCUACAUUAUGCACUU
This is a messenger RNA of Pelodiscus sinensis (Chinese soft-shelled turtle), 2179 nucleotides long. The record is from RefSeq and is a predicted model, not a curated record. NCBI's taxonomy places the organism in Eukaryota, Metazoa, Chordata, Testudines, Trionychidae.